AUGGCGAGGCAGGAUGGAGAAGAGGAUCUGCCGGCCCAGCCUCCAGCUGACACCAUCGCAGGAGCUGAGAUCGAAGCAGCUGCCGAUGGUGAUUCUGGGCCAGGUGAGGGGAAAAUUCAAGGUUCGACUUUGCCUCCCAUUGCAAUCGGGGCAUCAGUGCCACCAGAAGUGCAGACUGAUGCCAACGGCGGAAAAGCCGAAAGUGGUACUGUGGAGGCCAGCAGCAGCUCGAAAGACAUGAAUGCGCUGGAUGUGACGUUGCCACCCAUCUCGUCGGCUGCGGCAGACCCGCAGCCAAGGCCUGCGGAGGAGCGAAUGGUGCUCGCAGAUCUCGCAGAGGCAGAGGUCGAGAUCUCCCCGGCCGCCGGCAGCGUUCCAGAGCCCCAACGGAGGAGCUCUGCUCCAAGAGCUGCGGCAAGCAGCACAAAGCAGGCGCGAGAAGAUGCCAGAAGGCGCAUUUUGGCCGCCAGGGAAGAGCUUCAACGACGGGUGGCUGAAGCCACAGAGGCGCGGCUGAAGCGACAAGCGGAGGCAGAAGCCCAUGCACGCGAACGUGCGGAGCAAGCCCAAAAACUGGCACAGAAAAGAUUGGCUCAGAGGAAGAAGAAGUCUGAAUCAGCAACGCCGGACUCAAAGCGAGGUGAGGCGAGCACCGAGACGUCCACAUCUAGCCCUGGGCGCAGUUCAUCUCCAGGCAAGAACGUGCCGCAGGAUCUCCCCGGGUUGAAACCGGCCAAAGCUAGGGUGAAGAGGAAGAUUCAGAAGGCGCGGGAUGCCCAGGAAGCGCGCUUGAAGGAGAUUGAGGAGGACCGACGGAGGAGCCAACAGCGACAGCAAGCACAAGCAGAAGCAGCAGAAGUACUUCGUGCUCAGGCAGCGCGACGUGCAGGCGAGCGGAUGCGGAGAGAAAGGCAAGCCGAGGCCAACGCAAGGGCCCAGCGCGACCACGACCUGCAGCAGGCACGCGAGCGGCAGCAAUUGUACAGGAGCCCGAAAAAAAUUGCCGAGCUCAUCGCUGCCGCUGAAGCCAGCGUAGCCCACAGCAAUGUCGAAGAGCGCAAGCAUGCGGCGAGACACACGGAGUCUUAUCUUCAGAAGGAGCGUCAACGUGCGAGGCGCCGCCUGGAUGGCGAGGGCGAUGACCGGCCUUUUGGAGAAGCGCUCCGCAAGCCCGAGGGGGAGGUCCGCCGGGGUGAGCCCGAAGAUGAGGAUGCGCUGUUUGCGAAAACAGUCCACGCGUUAACCGACGAGGAUUGGAAGGUGAACAUCAAGUUCUCCUGA
This is a messenger RNA of Symbiodinium sp. CCMP2592, 1281 nucleotides long. NCBI's taxonomy places the organism in Eukaryota, Dinophyceae, Suessiales, Symbiodiniaceae. The record is from the annotation of a GenBank genome assembly.